Molecule: messenger RNA, 1874 nt
Organism: Panicum virgatum (switchgrass)
Lineage: Eukaryota; Viridiplantae; Streptophyta; Magnoliopsida; Poales; Poaceae
Product: 7-deoxyloganetin glucosyltransferase-like
Exons: 2
Coding region: 192-1655 (487 amino acids)
Molecular function (GO): UDP-glycosyltransferase activity
Source: RefSeq, a predicted model, not a curated record
GUAAUAAUGACAAACUGGCUGCUCUGAUUGCACGAUAGCAACAGAAAGAAUGCCUGAAUAAUCUUCCAAACAGAGAGGUGCUGCUCUCUAUAUAAUCAGUCUCUUCCUCACACUGUCACACAAGACGUACACAGCCGUCACAAGUUCACCAGCACGGCUGCACACCCAUUACUGCACGGGCGCAGAUAGGCAUGGGCUCUGUCGCCGCCGACCGGCCGCACGUCGUGUGCGUGCCGUUCCCGGCGCAGGGCCACGUCACGCCGAUGCUGAAGCUGGCCAAGGUCCUCCACUGCCGGGGCUUCCACGUCACCUUCGUGAACACGGAGUACAACCACCGCCGCCUCCUCCGCUCCCGCGGCGCCGGCGCGCUCGACGGCCUCCCGGGAUUCCGCUUCGCCGCCAUCCCGGAGGGCCUGCCGCCGUCCGACGUCGACGCCACCCAGGACGUGCCGUCGCUCUGCCGCGCCACCAUGGAGAACUGCCUCCCGCACUUCAGGGGCCUCCUCGCCGAGCUCAACGCCUCCCCGGACGCGCCGCCGGUCACCUGCGUCGUCGGCGACGACGUCAUGAGCUUCACCAUGGAAGCCGCCAGGGAGAUCGGCGUGCCGUGCGCGCUGCUCUGGACGUCCAGCACCUGCGGCUACGCAGGCUACCGUUACUACUGCACCCUCAUCGACCAGGGCGUCUUCCCUCUCAAAGAGGAGCAGCUGACGAACGGGUUCUUGGACACGCCGGUGGAGAGUGCGCCCGGGUUGAGCAAGCACAUCCGGCUCAAGGACCUCCCAAGCUUCAUCCGCUCAACGGACCCCGACGACUUCAUGGUCCACUUCGCCCUCAAGGUGACCGAGCAGAUAGCCGGCGCGGACGCCGUCAUCCUCAACACCUUGUACGAGCUCGAGCAGGAGGCGGUCGACGCCAUGCGCGCCAUGAUUCCGCCUCCCGCGUCCAUCCACGCCGUCGGCCCACUCGCUCUGCUCGCCGAGCAGAUCGUGCCCCAGGGCAGCCAGCUCGACGCGCUGGGCUCCAACCUCUGGAAGGAGGACGUCUCCUGCCUCGCCUGGCUCGACGGCAGGGAGCCCCGUUCGGUGGUGUACGUGAACUACGGGAGCAUCACUGUGAUGACGAACGAGGAGCUGGUGGAGUUCGCGUGGGGGCUCGCGAACAGCGGCCACGACUUCCUGUGGGUCAUCCGGCCGGACCUCGUCGACGGCGACGCCGCCGUGCUGCCGCCGGAGUUCCUGGAAGCCAUCGAGGGCCGCGGCCACCUGGCGACCUGGUGCCCGCAGGAGGCGGUGCUGCGGCACGAGGCGGUGGGCGUGUUCCUGACGCACUCCGGGUGGAACUCGACGCUGGAGAGCCUGUGCGCCGGGGUGCCGAUGCUGUGCUGGCCCUUCUUCGCGGAGCAGCAGACCAACUGCCGGUACAAGUGCGAGGAGUGGGGCGUGGCCAUGGAGAUCGGCCACGACGUGCGGCGGGAGGCCGUGGAGGGGAAGAUACGGGAGGCCAUGGGCGGGGAGAAAGGGAAGGAGAUGCGGCGCCGCGCGGCGGAGUGGCGGGAGGCCGCCGGGCGCACGACGAGGCCCGGCGGGGGCUCGUACGCCAGCCACGAGAAGCUGGUGGCCGACGUGCUCCUCUCGGGUGGCAAGAGUUCUUGAUUAAUCUCCACGUACGGGGGUUGUCCUUGCCACCAGAGCCUGGUCUCGAUCUCCCACCGCGCACCACCAGCUUCCAGUAAAUGAGUGCUCGAUCUGUAUUGCAAUAGUGAAAGAAAUUGUUUUCCUUGUCAAAUAUAAUAGUGUGGUAUGUAGCGUUGUAAUGUCCACAUGAUUAUUGGAAUACAUAAAGCUUAAUUACAAAAUUGUAAUGUUGUCCCA